Messenger RNA from Galeopterus variegatus (Sunda flying lemur), 1550 nucleotides. It is a transcript of the gene TCF19, whose product is annotated as transcription factor 19. Bases 1 to 1032 code for a protein of 343 amino acids. Gene Ontology annotation, molecular function: protein binding. The transcript is spliced from 3 exons. NCBI's taxonomy places the organism in Eukaryota, Metazoa, Chordata, Mammalia, Dermoptera, Cynocephalidae. The record is from RefSeq and is a predicted model, not a curated record. Gene Ontology annotation, cellular component: nucleus. Gene Ontology annotation, biological process: regulation of gene expression.
AUGCUGCCCUGCUUCCAGCUGCUGCGCAUAGGGGGCGGCAGGGGCGGUGAUCUCUACACCUUCCACCCCCCCACUGAGGCUGGCUGCACCUAUCGCUUGGGCCGCAGGGCCGACCUGUGUGAUGUGGCCCUGCGGCCCCAGCAGGAACCUGGCUUCAUCUCUGGGGUCCAUGCUGAGCUGCAUGCUGAGCCCUGGGGUGAUGACUGGAGGGUGAGCCUGGAGGACCACAGCAGCCAAGGGACUUUGGUCAACAAUGUCCGACUCCCAAGAGGUCACAGGCUGGAGUUGAGUGAUGGGGACCUCCUGACUUUUGGCCCUGAAGGGCCCCCAGGAACCAGCCCCUCGGAGUUCUACUUCAUGUUCCAACAAGUCCGAGUCAAACCUCAGGACUUUGCCGCCAUUACCAUCCCACGGUCUAGGGGAGAAGCCGGGACUGGGGCUGGUUUCCGGCCCAUGCUGCCCUCCCAGGGGGCCCCACAGAGGCCCCUUGGCACCCUCUCCCCUGCCCCCAAGGCCACGCUGAUCCUCAACUCCAUUGGUAGCAUCAGCAAGCUCCAGCCCCAGCCCCUCACCUUCUCCCGGGGUGGGGGUGGGCCACAGAGCCUGCCUGUUCCCACGCCACCUGGGGCGGGGACCACUCCUUCUGCUCCACCCGCAAGAAAUCGGAGGAAGUCAGCUCACCGAGUGUUGGCGGAACUGGAUGAUGAGAGGGAGGUUCAGAGCCCUGCACCAGUCCUCACAGGGCCCAGGAAGAAACUCCGCAUCGAGAAAGCCCCACUGACACCCAGUGGCAAUCGACGUGGCCGUCCUCGGAAGCACCCAGUGAGCACCAGCAUGGCUCCCCCUGCAGCUGGGGGUGGAGAGCCCUGUGCAGCUCCCUGUUGCUGCCUGCCCCAAGAAGAGACAGUGGCCUGGGUUCAGUGUGAUGGUUGUGACAUCUGGUUCCAUGUGGCCUGUGUUGGCUGCAGCAUCCAGGCUGCCAGGGAGGCUGACUUCCGAUGCCCAUGCUGCCGUGCUGGUAUCCAGACCUAAGGCCCACCACCAAGGCACCAGAGGACGCAGAACUGGCACCUCCAGAACACUGAUGGACACAGUGGGGUGUAAAUGGGUCCUAAGAAAGGACCCCCUUAUUUCCUUAAUAGGAGGGAAUGACUAUGGGGAAGAACCCAUUGCUAUGGAUACUGAUUCAAGGCCUGUAACAGGCCCUCAUGACCAAGGUGACAUAAGAGUUUUCCUGCCAAAUAUAUUGCUGCCUCCAGGAAGUUGUCAGUGAGCUAGAAAUUCCCAGUUACAAGCUGUACAAGGACACCAGAAUGUCUGAUCAGAGCACCCAUCAAUUGCAAAAGCCUGCUUGCAACUGCUCAAAGAUGUAAGAGGAGAAUUCUUAAUGUUUUUAAAUGGCAUCACCUAAGGCAUUCUGCAAAAACCUAGGGCCUGGUCCCAAAACUUUCUUAUACUAUGGCUAGUCCUGCUGCUGACCAUAAUCACAGUGACCUGGCUUUUCAGUGAUUUGCUUCAAUUUCCAAGUAAAGAAUGAGUAGUUUCACUCA